AUUUUUUGCUAAAUCAAGGAAUCCCACCUCAGAAAAGACAAGCACAAGGUCGUCCUCAGCGCUGACGAUCUACCAAAGGUAUUACGCACAAUGGACCAGUCAAGCUCCAGCAAGCGGAAGAGAAAGGCAGACGCCAUGAACGAGUGGGAAGCAUUGGAAUUGGAGAAAAUCGCGAAGGUCAAGGAAAUGUACUCUAAAGGGGUCCCAUUCUUCACGAAAGACUCUAUUCGAAAUAUUCACCAGCAACUUCUGAAAGCAAAGACGGGUGACGAGAUUUCAGUGCUCAAUUUGGACGGUACCAGCUCUAAAUUCAAGAUCUUGAAUGGAGAGGUUGUCGAUGGAGACGAGCCCAAAACUGAAAUGGUCCAGAUUGAUCCCCAUAUCCGAUAUGAAAGCAUACAAGGCUUAACUCAGAGGAUCGACGGCGCUUUCACCGCGAGUUUCUGCCCGAUGCCAAUCGCCCACUUUUUAGAAGUGCGUGAUAAAGUUACGAAAGAGUUCUGCCAGCGGUCUAAGAAGCAUCCUAACCUUCCUAGAGAGGAAGCUGAGGAAUUCUUCAAGACUUGUUGCAAGGAGUGGGAAGCUAGCGAGCCUUGCAAGCAGUUAAGGUCGAUUCUUGCCUCUGCGCAGCUGCCGCUCGGAAUCACCAAGAUUGUGGCUUUCGCAUGUAGCAAUUUCUCCCGCAUUAUUACCAAAAAACCGCAUUCCUCUCGCGGACUUGUCCGGCCAGCUACUCAGCACGCGCUGAUAUUAACCUUGCGGGAUAUUCUCAGCAAGAAGGACUGUGGAAGCUCUGGAGAGAUCGAAUGCUAUGCGCAGGACCCUGUUUACUCUUCCUUGGACAAAUCGAUCCUGGAGCAAUCUGGAAUCAAGAUUCUCAGUGAUCCAGAAGGGUUCUUGGAGGUCGACGAGUCAACUGUCGUUCUAUCGUUCUGUCCCAAUGUCUGUGUAAGGCAGGUAGUAACUGAUAUUGCUCGACCUGCUAUAAUGAUAUGGGACAGAGUCUUGUGGAACGAAGACGAAAUGGACGGAGAGCCGAAAACCGAUCCAGACUCUCCUCGCCUGAAGAAGAUGUUACAGGCUUUCUAUGAGGAGUCCGAGAUGCCCGAUGAUUAUGAUGAUGCGAACAAGUCCUUUGGAAUUAAAUUUGGAAAUGCGGGGAUCUACAUAAGAAAAGCGAAUGCAAUAAGUCGGCUGUAAUGAGUCUUGGCCCUUGGUAUUUGCUUAUAACAUGACAACUUGCUAGUACAGGGGCGGCAUGAAUUUGAAAUACACCAGAUUCCCCUGCACUAUGAUCUCUAAUUCAUCCUUUAACGUUCCAUCCGUAUCAGAAUGACGAAGAUUUAAAACUUACCCAGGUCUGUAGAAUCGAGAAUCC
Molecule: messenger RNA, 1378 nt
Organism: Hyaloscypha bicolor E
Lineage: Eukaryota; Fungi; Ascomycota; Leotiomycetes; Helotiales; Hyaloscyphaceae
Exons: 3
Coding region: 91-1200 (369 amino acids)
Source: RefSeq, a predicted model, not a curated record